This is a messenger RNA of Aspergillus steynii IBT 23096, 1551 nucleotides long. RefSeq lists its product as uncharacterized. NCBI's taxonomy places the organism in Eukaryota, Fungi, Ascomycota, Eurotiomycetes, Eurotiales, Aspergillaceae. The record is from RefSeq and is a predicted model, not a curated record. The transcript has 3 exons. The coding region runs from base 1 to 1551 and encodes 516 amino acids.
AUGCGGCCGCUUGGCACUGACGAGGAGAACGAAGGCCUUGUUUUCGUGCAUAUCUCCCGGCCGGAUGAUCUGAAAGCCAGGGGUACACGGCGUACAAUCCGCCAGAAAGCCAUGCGAGAAAUUGGAAAGUCUCGGCGAUCUCGCAAGAGACCGCAAACAUGGGAGCUGUCCCUAAAAGAACAACCCCCUGAGGACGAUGGGCUAUCGACAACCUCAUCGCAGAGCACACUGACUCCAUGUUCCCCACGAAAGCCGAUCGCGUUCGACCCGCACAAUGCGUCAUACUACCCAAUCCAACUAGACGACCGAAUUAUGCAGCUCAUUCAUUUCAUGAGCGCCGAUUCAGACUAUGUAUUCCGACCGUUUCGAGCGAUCUGGUUCUCGAUGGCCAUGACGGACGCUAGCGCCUUCCUUGUAUCUCUGGCCAACGCUGCGAUGUUCCUGGAUCAAAUCUAUCAACGAAAGGCAUACCAAUAUGAAAAGAGCGUUGAGUGCUUGACGUACUAUGGCAAAUGCGUCAAGGAGGUAACGCGCCGACUGGAGAAUUCGAAGGAUCGCCUGAGCGCAGGACUUAUAACAACUAUUCUGGGCUUUAUGUCGGGACUUUGGCUCGCUCACGGGCUCAUCUGGAGGGAGUCCAGCGGAUCAUCCAGGUGCGAGGAGGAUACGACGGGCUUCACGAGACUACCCCGCUUUUCAUUCCUUGGUAGCUCCUCUGACCUGGAGAAGUUGGCAGAUGCUAAUACCCUCAGGUUCGAUGUAAUCAUAAGCGUGGUUGAGGAUCUUUCUCCCCGAUCUGCCGGUUUUGACCCGAGCGUAUCGAAACUGUCGGAUAACAUCGAGAUCCACACCCCUCCGUUCUUGAGAUAUCUAGUUUCGGAUAUUGCGCUGCACCACCCAGAAUUUGAUCAUGUUGAUACGGCAUUCGAAAAGCUCGCAGUCACGGUCAAGCAUCUGAAUGAUAAUGCGCACCAGCCCCCGGGGUACUGGAAAAACGAGGAAAACACCAUCUCCAUUAAACUGUUCGGACCAGUCACACAUUAUUUGCUGUCGAUGGAUAGGCCGGUUUAUCCACCAAAGACUCAGCCCUCGAUCAAGGAUGAGCCGUCCAGCGACGAUGACAAAGGAGUGAACGCAGCCAAGUCCGCCGAGUUCACGAGAGAGAUGAUCCGACUGUCAAUACUCAUCAUGCUCGCAACAAUCAAGAACAAUAUGUUUCAAUUGGCCGCGCGAGAGGCGAUGUUCCUCCGUGAAAAGCUGUCAAAGGUGAUUGACUACCUUCGAGGCAUCCGAAGUGCCUCAACUUCUCUGUGGAAAGUGCAACUCUGGUCCUUGGUUAUUGUUUCGCUGGUGGAGAUGUCAGACCCAAUCUCUGUUCCGGGAGAAGCAGGAUACGUUGAUGAUAUCUGCCGACUGAUGGAGCUGCUCUGCAUCAUGACGGGUUGCGAGGCCGUGGGUCUGGUGAAAGACAUGCUCUGGGUGGAAAGCAUCUGGGACGCGGUGACUGUGGAUGACCUCGUCUCUCAGAUUGACAGUCAUUUGUACUCGUGA